GCUGCGCAGCUAACAGUUGGUAUCUUUGCGAAUAUCACCGUGUGUUUUGUUCUCCUGUAUUUUCAUUUUAUUUUGGAUUUCCCAUCAUCGGUGAUUGCGAAACGCCUGCUCGCUCCGUCUUUCAGGUGGAAUCCACUACAACUGCUGAAGAAUCAGCUUGUGCAUACCACCAAAACAAAGAAGGAAGAAGUGCAGACACAGUCCAGUGCAGAUAGCCGCACUACUACGACGACCAUUAUUCCUUGCUUCUACGAACUCCUCCUUCACCAUCAUGUCUAAGGCACUCCCACCCAUCCAAGACAGCCGUCGCCGCCAGAACAGCCGGGAGCUGGCCCACUCCUACUCCCACGAUGAGGCCGUCUGCUCCUACGCCUCCUCCGAGAGGGCUCAGUCCCCGGGGCGCAACGGUGCGUCGGAUGGGCACUACUCCGGGCUGUACACCACGUUUCCACGCAUACCGCAGAUGGAGUUCUCGCUUGGCCCCAUCAAGGAGCGCACUAUCCCGCCGUACAACGACCUCGACGACCCGCACCUGGUGCCGUACUGGGCACGUAAGGAAAUGCUGAUCCACGAGCGGGCCCGUCAACGCCGCCAUGAGCGUCAUCAGCUGAAGAAGGAAGAGCAGCAACGAGAGGCUGCACGCCGCCGCUUCCUGCGUCGCCGGCAGGAGGAGCGGAAGGAGAUGUCGGCUCGCAAAGGAUACCAGACCCUGGAGAAGGAGAGGGAAAAGGAGGAGGAGCGUCAGGAGCAGAUGAAGCAGGCAUCGCGCAACAACUCAAAGGAGAAGUCGCGCCGUGUGCCAACCAAGCCCGCGGCCGCACGCGAGCACGGCUCGGCCGCCGGUCGGGCACGUCAGCAUGAGCAGGCGGCCGCUGGCACCACGGACGGAGCAGCAGCGGCCCGCCACGACUCGGACGCCCACCCGGGGGAGGGCGUGGAGGGCCGUGACGACGCACCGGCGGAUCAGCGCGGGGCCUACGAGACGAGCUCCUCGUCCGCCGCAACCAGUCGCAGCCACUCUGCCGCCUCGUCACACCACGGCGAUCACGCGGCGCACGAUGAUGAGAAGCGCAGCGAUCACGAACGCGACGAUGCGGAGGCGGAGGAGGCGGAGGAGGCGGAAAAGGAGGAGGAGCGCGGCAUCGUGGAGACCGUCGUCGACGCGGUCAAAAACCUCAGCGACCACCACGGCGACAAGGACGGCGAGCGGGAGGAGUUGGACGACGCUGCGGAGGAAGACGAACACGCACCGGCAAAGGACGAUGAGGCGAAGGAAGAGAAGGCAAAGGAGAAGAAGGCGCCGAGCUCCUCGGCCUCCGCCGCCUCCACGCCGUCUGCGCAGUCGCAGCACAGCGCCCACGACGACGAGGAGGAGGACGCCGUCGCACCGGCGCACGCAGCGGAGGCGCAGAAGCCGGUACACGCCUACGACGAUGACGCCUUCGAGGAUGAACUCUCCUCAAAGCACAGCCACUCGCGCUCGCAUUCCGCCACCUCCUCGCGGUCCUCGGCCGCCGCCGCUCACCUUCACGCUGAGUCGGAAGAAGCAGAGAAGCCGGCCGAGGGCGAUCACCCGUACGACGACGAGUUCGAGGAGAACUCCACGGCAGCCUCGCAGCACGCAGAGCGCAUCACGGCCACCGCGGAAGAGAAGGAGGAGGAAAAGGAGGAGAAGGCCGCAGCGGACCCGUACGCGGCUGACGCCUUCGACGACGAACUCUCCUCGAAGCACUCCUCCAAGAAGUCCUCUCUGAAGUCCUCCGCGAAGGAAGAGGAGGCCAUGUACCCUGAAAAGGAGGACGCCACCGAUGCCCCCGCUUUGGUGAAGUUGGAAGCAAUCGAGGCUGAGGCACCGACGGUCGUGCACGCCGCCGCGGAAGAGGAACAUGAAAAUCGCGCUGCCGAGGACGCCUACGGGGACGGCGACUUUGAAAAGGAGGAAGACGACGAUAAUGACAAGUACGCAGAGCUGGACGAGCCGAAGACGCACGAAGAGCCGGACGCCCCGGAGGAGCACGCAGAACAGGACGAGUCGGACAAGUAUGCGGAGCUCGAUGUGCCGGAGGAGCACGCAGAGCUGGACGAGCCGAAGACGCGCGAAGAGCCGGACGCCCCGGAGGAGCACGCAGAACAGGACGAGUCGGACAAGUAUGCGGAGCUCGAUGUGCCGGAGGAGCACGCAGAGCUGGACGAGCCGAAGACGCGCGAAGAGCCGGACGCCUAUGGGGACGGCGACUUUGAAAAGGAGGAAGACGACGAUAAUGACAAGUACGCAGAGCUGGACGAGCCGAAGACGCACGAAGAGCCGGACGCCCCGGAGGAGCACGCAGAACAGGACGAGUCGGACAAGUAUGCGGAGCUCGAUGUGCCGGAGGAGCACGCAGAGCUGGACGAGCCGAAGACGCGCGAAGAGCCGGACGCCCCGGAGGAGCACGCAGAACAGGACGAGUCGGACAAGUAUGCGGAGCUCGAUGUGCCGGAGGAGCACGUGGCGAAAGUCGAAACGGUCGCCUAUGAAGAUGAGGUCUUCGAAGACGAGCUGUCCUCGAAGAAGUCUUCGAAGAAGCCCUCGCCGGUGCCUUCGUCAGCCUCCUCUGCGGACUCGUACAUCGCAGAGAAGACACCGGUCCCGGCUGUGACAGCGCCGAAAGAAGAAGUCGCCGCGGAUGCGUACGCCGACGACGACUUCGAGGAGGAGCUGUCGCCGUCGAAGGCGGAGGCGGAGGCGCAGAAGAAAGUCCCGGCAGCUGCGUUGUCCUCCAGCGCGUCAUCGGCUGUUUCCUCCGCCGCCUCCACGCCGACGGCAGCGGCAGCCCCGCCGAAGCCUAGCGCGGUGGUGGAGGAAAAGGUCGACGAUGACGACUACAAGGACGACUUCGACGAGAUGUAA
Messenger RNA from Leptomonas pyrrhocoris, 2890 nucleotides. RefSeq lists its product as hypothetical. NCBI's taxonomy places the organism in Eukaryota, Euglenozoa, Kinetoplastea, Trypanosomatida, Trypanosomatidae. The transcript has a single exon. The record is from RefSeq and is a predicted model, not a curated record. Bases 272 to 2890 code for a protein of 872 amino acids.